GGGGCUUGUAGUCUAUUGACCCUCCAUAUUUGUACGUCAUUUCAUUUCUAUUUUCCCACAAUAGAGGCUGAGAAAGCAUCGGAUUUUAUAAGAUACUUUCAAGAUAUCACUCCGAGAUCUCAGAUAUCAGGUGCAAAAUGUCCUACGUCUUCAUCAACGACUCCCUGCAGACCACCGUGCCACUGCUGCAGGCCUGUAUCGACGGGGAUCUCGCUCACACUAAGCGGCUCCUGGAGUCCGGAUUCGACCCAAACACCAGGGACUGCCGUGGACGGACCGGAUUGCAUCUGGCUGCCGCUCGGGGAAACGUGGAGAUCUGCUCUUUGCUGCAUAAGUUUGGUGCUGAUCUGUUGGCCACUGACUCACAGGGCAACACGGCACUGCAUAUGUGUGGCCAUGUAGACACCAUCCAGUUCCUGGUGUCCAACGGCCUCAAGAUUGACAUCUGUAAUCACAACGGAGCCACUCCGCUGGUGCUGGCCAAGAGACGCGGUGUGAAUAAAGACGCGCUCCAUCUGCUGGAGGGGCUGGAGGAACAGGAGGUGAAGGGCUUCAACCGCAGCUCCCAUUCCAGUCUGGAGAAGAUGCACAUGGCUGAGAAUGAAAGUGCCAUGGAGAGCCACUCUCUUCUCAACCCACACCUGCAUCACAGCGAUGGCGUGUUGUCCAGCUUCCGCACUACAUGGCAGGAGUUUGUGGAAGAUCUUGGUUUCUGGCGAGUGCUCUUGCUGCUCCUCGUCAUUGCCCUGCUCUCACUCGGCAUUGCGUAUUACGUCAGCGGAGUCUUACCUUUCGCAUCUAAUCAGCUGGAGCUUGUGCACUAAUAUAAAAAUGUGAAAGCUCAUUAAAAACAUUUUUUUUUUAA
Messenger RNA from Sinocyclocheilus anshuiensis, 865 nucleotides. It is a transcript of the gene ankrd46a, whose product is annotated as ankyrin repeat domain 46a. Lineage: Eukaryota; Metazoa; Chordata; Actinopteri; Cypriniformes; Cyprinidae. The transcript is spliced from 4 exons. Gene Ontology annotation, molecular function: protein binding. The record is from RefSeq and is a predicted model, not a curated record. The coding region runs from base 138 to 824 and encodes 228 amino acids.